Messenger RNA from Penicillium pulvis, 264 nucleotides. RefSeq lists its product as uncharacterized. Lineage: Eukaryota; Fungi; Ascomycota; Eurotiomycetes; Eurotiales; Aspergillaceae. The transcript has a single exon. Bases 1 to 264 code for a protein of 87 amino acids. The record is from RefSeq and is a predicted model, not a curated record.
AUGGCUCCCAUUGUAAUCUCCCAAUUCAGCGUCACCGAUGGCAAAGCCCUAGCCGCCAGCUGCAUCCACCGCUUUCUGGGCCCAUCCGAACUGGGUUCUGGCCUGGCGCCAUUGGACCCUCGAGUACCAUGUUUCACAAAUAGCCUUGCACUUCCCGCGCAACCUGCUGCCCAAACGGGAGACCUGACGACAUCAAAAAGCAGUGGAUGCAGAGACGAAUCGCAUACUUGGCUACGCAAGAUGGUGUAUCCCAUCGUCUUAUGA